AUGAUAACCUCUGCCGUCUCGUCCAGGCAGCCCUCUCGGCCUGCUUGGACCCUAGAGCAACUUGAGCGCGAGCUGGCAGUUGCCCUCAAUGCUUCUAUCGACAUCUCCUCUGCCCGCACUUAUGGCUCCGCUCUCAACUCUUGGAUCGAAUUCUGCCGCCUUCACGAGUUCUCGACAGAACCAACAGAGAAGACACUGGCCUUCUUUGUGGUUUAUCGUUCCAGCCAUAUUAGCCCCAACUCCGUUGACUCGUACUUAUCCGGCAUCUGCAACCAGCUUGAAGCAGUGUUCCCUCGCGUGCGGGAAAUGCGGAAGAGCUUGCUGGUUUCCCGUGCACUUAAAGGCUCCAAACGCCUACAUGGUCGCCCUGUCAAACGUAAGAACCCGCUAACACCGCUACACCUUCAACAAGCUAUCAACACACUACCACCCUCCCCCUCCCAUGACGACCUCCUUUUCACCUCCAUGCUAUUGUCGGGUUUCCGCGCGCUUCAUCGCCUGGGGGAGCUCACAAUGCCGGACAACCCGCGCCUGCGCAAUCCACGGAAGUACACGAAACGCGAAACAGUCACACUUAACGAGGACUCGUAUGAGUACUGGUUGCCGGCCCACAAGGCCGACAUUGCAUUUGAAGGCAACCGCAUCAUCAUAUCUGACGCCGCCGCCCUAUCCUUUUUCCGCCGCUACUUGACCUCCCGCGACCGCCUCCUCCCGCUCAACCCAUAUCUCUGGGCUCGUGAAGACGGGCAGAUGCCCCCCCGCGCCUGGUUUAUCCGUCGCCUACGCCACCUUUUCCCAGACCCCAACAUCGCCGGCCAAUCGUUGAGAGCCGGUGGAGCGACAGCGUUGGCGGAAGACGGCGCUCUCCCACAUGUGAUCCAAGCCGCUGGGCGAUGGUCAUCAGAUGCAUUCUACGUGUAUCUGCGCAAGCACCCAACACUCCUCCAUGGGAUUCUUCGGGCGGGCAGCACUCACAACGGCGCUCCAGCUAGUGCCUCAUCAUCACAAUCUCCCAACACAUUACCCUCUUAG
Molecule: messenger RNA, 1032 nt
Organism: Mycena indigotica
Lineage: Eukaryota; Fungi; Basidiomycota; Agaricomycetes; Agaricales; Mycenaceae
Product: RNase H domain-containing protein
Exons: 1
Coding region: 1-1032 (343 amino acids)
Biological process (GO): DNA integration; DNA recombination
Molecular function (GO): DNA binding
Source: RefSeq, a predicted model, not a curated record